Molecule: messenger RNA, 231 nt
Organism: Aspergillus pseudonomiae
Lineage: Eukaryota; Fungi; Ascomycota; Eurotiomycetes; Eurotiales; Aspergillaceae
Product: DUF2945 domain-containing protein
Exons: 3
Coding region: 1-231 (76 amino acids)
Source: RefSeq, a predicted model, not a curated record
AUGGUGAAAGGAGACGUAAAAGACAAGCACGGCGAGACUAUCCAUGAGGGUGAUUAUGUCUUCACCCCCAUCCGUGGUGGUUCACACCAAGGGGAGGUCGAAAGGAUUGUCAUGGAUGAGCAGGAAGCCGAAGAGGAGGGCGUCAAGAACCCACCCAAGGUCUUAUUUCAUGAUCAGCGUGGCAAAAGAGUCGCCCAUGAUCCAGGAACCCUAGAAAAGGUGGAACAUUGA